Molecule: messenger RNA, 1466 nt
Organism: Brassica oleracea var. oleracea
Lineage: Eukaryota; Viridiplantae; Streptophyta; Magnoliopsida; Brassicales; Brassicaceae
Product: probable beta-1,3-galactosyltransferase 11
Exons: 13
Coding region: 251-1258 (335 amino acids)
Cellular component (GO): Golgi membrane
Molecular function (GO): hexosyltransferase activity
Source: RefSeq, a predicted model, not a curated record
AUUAACUUGAAAGUAUCCCCUCUAGGUAGAUAGGUUUGGCGAUUGAAUUGAAGAAAUAAUUACGAGAUCACUAUUACCUCUCCGGGUUUCUUCAAUUCAUAGACGGCCGAGCUAUUAACCUCGCCGAAUCGUGUCACCCGAACAGCAGAUCCAAUCUCCAUUUUCGAUUCUCGAAGAAGAAAGAGGAACUUAUAUAAGCACCAAGGCAUUCGCGAUCUGACUUUUGGAUCUGUUUCCCUCAGGGUUGAAAAUGGCGAGGAAAGGGACGAGUAUGAGAUUAACGAGCUCCAGAAUCUCUUCCCUUUUGCUCUCAAUGUUCGCUACUUUCGCUUCCUUCUACGUCGCAGGCCGUCUAUGGCAAGAAUCGCAAACUAGGGUUCAUCUUAUAAGCGAGCUCCACAGAGUAACCGGACAGGGAAAAUCCGCCAUCUCAGUGGAUGAUACUUUGAAGAUCAUAGCUUGCAGGGAACAGAAGAAGACACUAGCAGCUCUUGAGAUGGAGCUCAGUGCAGCUAGGCAACAAGGCUUUGUUCCCAAACAUACUGAUGGAGCCGAAACUAAGAAAAGACCAUUGGUGGUAAUUGGUAUCAUGACAUCUUUGGGUAACAAAAAGAAAAGGGAUGCAGUCCGGCAAGCAUGGAUGGGGACUGGUGCAUCAUUAAAGAAAAUUGAAACUGAAAAAGGUGUGAUUGCACGGUUUGUUAUUGGAAGAAGUGCAAACAAAGGGGACAGCAUGGACAAGAGCAUUGACGCUGAAAACAGUCAAACCGAUGACUUCAUUAUUCUUGACGAUGUAGUUGAGGCACCCGAAGAAGCUUCUAAAAAGGUAAAACUGUUCUUUGCCUAUGCUGCGGAUAGGUGGGAUGCACAGUUUUAUGCAAAGGCCAAUGAUAAUAUCUACGUAAAUAUGGAUGCACUCGGGAGUACACUUGCGGCACUUCAAGGGAAGCCGCGGGCUUACAUCGGUUGCAUGAAAUCAGGCGAAGUUUUCUCAGAACCGAACCAAAAAUGGUAUGAACCAGAAUGGUGGAAAUUCGGCGACAAGAAAGCAUACUUCCGGCAUGCUUACGGGGAGAUGUACGUUAUAACUAAUGCAUUGGCUAGAUUUGUAUCGAUCAAUAGAGACAUACUUCAUGCUUAUGCUCAUGAUGACGUGAGCACGGGGUCAUGGUUCGUGGGACUUGAUGUGAAACAUGUAGAUGAAGGAAAGUUUUGCUGUUCUGCUUGGUCCUCAGAAGCUAUAUGUGCAGGAGUGUAGUAGGACCAAGUUUACAGAGAAAGAAUUCAAGUGUGAGGCUUUGCUGCUUAUAGAGAAGCUCACAACAUAUUUGUCUGAUAAAAGGCUAAUUACACCAUUUAGUUCUUUUGUAACUUUAAACUUUACCAUCUUAUAACUACAUCCUUGCCCUUUUGUGGGUUGUGGCAUGAGUUAUUGCAUUAUGCUAUAAAAUGUAGUAGGUUUUGGA